Tribolium castaneum (red flour beetle) is the source of this 6014-nucleotide messenger RNA. RefSeq names its product Nucleoporin 205kD (gene Nup205). Gene Ontology annotation, cellular component: nuclear pore; nuclear pore inner ring. Gene Ontology annotation, biological process: nuclear pore organization. NCBI's taxonomy places the organism in Eukaryota, Metazoa, Arthropoda, Insecta, Coleoptera, Tenebrionidae. The record is from RefSeq and is a predicted model, not a curated record. Gene Ontology annotation, molecular function: structural constituent of nuclear pore. The transcript has 5 exons. The coding region runs from base 149 to 5950 and encodes 1933 amino acids.
UUGUACAAAACAAGGUGAAAAGUUACUAGAAAAACCUAUUGGCAGCGCUUGAAUUCAAGUUGACACUUAACCGUUUUGCCGCAAAGCCGAAAUAACCUCAAACUUUUAAUGUUUAUGAGCGUUUUAUUAGUAAAAACAGACUAUAAUCAUGUCUGACGCAUUAAACAAGUCAGAAGAUUUGUGGAGUUCCUACAAGGGGCUGAAAAAAAUCAUCUGGAAAAGCCUGAGCGAUGACCCCGAUGAUGUCUACGCCGUCGAAUUCGAAAAUACGUUACGCAAAUACAAACAAAACUUUUUUUCCCUCCUCCAGAAUCAGCCCAAAAAUGCAAAAAGCCGCGAGGAGCUCAAGAAGGGAAUGGUGGACGGGAUCGUCAUCAAAGGCCUCGGCCACCAAAUCCUCUCCAAGGAGCUGUACCAAGAAGCCAUUAUUUUAUCAGACAUGUAUGACAUGAAUGAGUUUGUGGCCCUGGACCUCCUGUGCACCGCCCAAAUCCAGAUGUCUUUCUACCCCGGCCUUCCCCGCGGCCUGGUCGCCGUUUUGCUGUACUACGACGGCCGUAAGUCCCUAGUUCAGAGUUUGCGGUACUUGGUCCAGGCCCGGACGGGCGUCCAAUGGAGCGUCAGCAUUAAGCCCGACGUUGAAAAAUUCGUCACUACUUACACAGACCAGUUGAUGGAAGGCGGUUUGUUCAACCGCAUUUUCGAGUUAUUGCGCACUUUAGACUUGAGUAAAGAGAUGGACAAGUUGCAAGAAAACCUUGCCUUAGGCGGGCCCCGGCACCGGCGCCAAGUCAUGGACUUGUUCCAAGACAUUCGCGUUAUUCUCGCUGAUAUUGUUUUCACUUGGGCGGCGCAGUCCGGCCUUCCCAAAGCCCCCACUUUGGCUUUGAUUAAUUACUUGCGCCAGGCGGAAAUUGAAGAAGAGGCCUCGGGGAAGUUGGAUAAUGUUAACUUGUAUUUAAUUAUGGCCCUGUUGUCGGCGUUCGAUCUCAGCGUGUUGCAUUCGCGGGAAGAUGGGGAAGAGGCCGUGCAAAGUCUGCCGAUAUUGUCAGACCCUGAUUAUGUCAACACGGUUAUUAAUGAGUUACAACCGGGGAAACCCAAGUGGAAGUGUGAGGGGCUCCAAGCUGUGGCUACGUUCGGUCUGGCUGUUUGUCUAGCCUCGCUUAGGCUUAUUCCCCAAAAUCAGCAAUUCCAAGAUGUUAUCAACAAAGAAGAGACUUUUGUAGACGCCGCUAUUGAAAAUCACGUCUUUGAAUUUAUCCAUAACAUUAUUCUUGAAAAUGAAGUUUUGUACAAAGAAACUUUCGUCUACAAACGGAUGCAUCACUUGAUUACGGAUUUUAUCGUAUAUAUGUAUCCAAAAGUGAAGGAAUUGCGGAUCAAAGCCGAUGAAAUCGCCAGAACUGUUCAGAUUUACACACGGGAGGGACUGGACGCUCCAGCGAACCUCCCACGGUACUUUGAGUACCUCCUCUUGACCAUAGCCAAAGUUUACUCAAAAGACAUCCUCAACACUGAAUACGUGCUAAGUUACUGGAGUCCCGUCGAACUUAAUUCAACUCAAUACAGUUCUCAUCGUUCGUCAUCUCGUGCCGUUUCGUUGUUUAAGUUUGUCCGUCUUGCGGGUGAUAUGUUACCACCCACACUUUUCGUUCCCUAUUUAACAAUGUUAAGUAGCCUGUCGUCAUGUCCUCAAGCAGCUCGCCAUUGUUUCAACAUGUUGAAACAAGUGGGGCCCCAACUAACCGCCACCCUGUCUUGGGACCACUUCUUCACGUCCUUUGCCCAGUAUUACAAUAAUUUGCGCCAGGAAUUACCCCCUGUGACCGACACAGUUUACCGAAAUACGUACCUUAAAGGCGUCUCCCCUCAAGAGCUGGAAGGCCUUCACGCUGUGUUGUUGCUAAUCAGGACAAUCGCCGACCAUGAUGAGUUUUCAAGGUUGGCACUAUGCGAGCAUCCGGGUUGGGCCCCCUUGACAAUUCUGUUGGGUUUGGUGGGCUGCUCAGUGCCAAUUCCACUAAAAUCCGAUCUUUUGCUCACUCUGGCUUCGUUAAGUAAAUCGGCGGAAAAUGCGGCACAGAUGUGGGAUAAUUUGGAAACGUCCCAAAUAUUAGUAACGGUGCCUACAACCUCGAGCUACGCCCCCAGAGGGAUUCAGACGGAAUUGGACGAGAUUGAGGCCCGACUUGAGGAGUAUCCCUUGACCAGAGCCAUGUUGAAGCUUCUGGACGUUUUGACCGAUUUUGGAAUCCCGAGGACUUUGGGGGCCGGGCCCAGGCCCCCCGGCUUCGAUCCGUACUUGUCUUUCAUCGUAAAUUCAAUCUUUCUCAAAUUUCAUACGAGGUCGUACCGGAAUUCGUCUGAAAAGUGGGAAAUCGCCAAGCUUUGUCUGAAACUGUUCGAGAAGUUUUUGACACAGUACGAUCCACAAAUUAGCGAUUUUCCCAAAAAGAACCUCCCGUCUGAGUUUAAUCCGCCCCCGGGGUACCACUUGAUGCUCCAGUUGAAUAACAAAUCUGAGUUAUUGAGUGUUAUUUUGGAUAUUAUCGAUGAAGGGAACAGACUGUUUGAUACUUAUGUUUCCUUCCCCAACCAACAGUUGUUGGAAGAAUGUACCUUGCUUUGCUUGAACAUCAUUCAUUCGGUUUUGGCUUUACACGGGAAAUUUGUUAAUGUGUUAACGGCUUCAUCGGCUUCUAUCCUUUUGACGAAUUUAACUAAACUUCUCUUGACUAUCAAUAGGAGGACUGGAAAGCCGGACCAUUGUGUCAAUAUUGCGAAAUAUGUGAGCUACCAACCCUAUUUGUUGAAACAUAGCCACGUAGUGGUGAAAAUACUGAACCAUGUGACCAACACACCACUUUUGCAUAAUCAAUUUAUCAAUAUCUUCUUGUCCUCGGAUGCAAAAGAUGAAAUCAAACACGGGUUCGUGCUCAGUUUGGACAGUGAUGUGGCCGAGGAGGACGCACAAUUGACCAUUAAAACGAAAUUGGAAAUUCUUAAACUGAUAAAACACUGUCUCCCCUACACGGCCCCCAAUUUCAGUCACUUCCUCCUAGGCUUCGAUAUUAGGAAAGAUAUUUCAAAGACCGAAUUCCAGUAUUCGGGAGUUUUGGAUUUUCCGCGAUCUUGUCUACAUUCUAUAAUUUCGUUAAUGGAGGCCGAAGUCGUGAAAGAAAGUUCCAUUACAUCGCCAUUGCUCGAAUCGGCAUACGAAGUGAUUUUCCUAUUGUCUAGUAACAGUAAAACGUACGGCCCUGUCUUGCGCUUCCUUCGACUCAAUAAGAAAUUUUUCACGUAUCACUUGAAUCUGUGCCGCAGCCGAAUAAACGAGGGUCUGCACGUCCUGAACCAGAUUUCGUGGUUGAUGAAAACGCUCGCUGUCGAGUUGAAAAUCUGCGGCCAAAGCAAACAAGUCAGUUAUAUGAAACAGUUGACUCACUUUUUAGUCAGCUUGCCGCAAAUUGAGAACAACACGAAUCAAGAUCCCUUCAGUGCGACCUACAAAGAGGACGUCAGAGAGGGCAAUUACAUGUUCCUGGAGCGCAUAAGUAACAAUUUUCUGGUCAAUUUGAUCCCGCAUUUUGAGUUCAAACCCGACACUGUGCAAGCCCCCGAGUGGCAAUUUUUCGAUGCCAAGGUCCUCAACGUGUUGCUCGAUCAUUGCGUACAAGACGGGGGGCAAAAACUAAUCGACUUAAAGAAGCUUCACCAGAGGCUUUACGACGAGGUGAAGCUCCUCCAAGGCACGGCUGUGAUGGGGCAAAUCCAGGCGGUGACCCAGGAAAUCCCCAAGGUGUUGAAAUACGCCCUCGAGUUGAACAAGAACAAGGAAAAGUACGCUUCGAUUGUUCAAUUCGUGGACGCCUGGAGGCAAGUCGUGGAAGUCCUCAUGGUGUUCAUCCCGCACGAGAUAUUAUCAGUCAAAGAAUCCCAAUUGGUUGGCGUCUGUUUCGUUUUAAAUCUCUUGAAACGUGUGGGUAAAAUCGAGCUCUUGCCCGAAGUUGGUCAGUUGUUGUCAGGUGCGGUUUUGUUAAUAAUCGAAAAUCUGCGAAAAUGCCACAUCUACGAGCGCAAACAGCAGAACUUCUCGUCCGAGACGGACAUCCCGGCCAGCAUGCUGCAAAUGCUCCUAGGGUCGCUUAAGGAAGUUUUGGAAAAUUUGAUUGAGUGGAUCAUGGUGUCCAACGUCACGGAUGAAAAGCUCAAAAUCAAUCUUUACGCAGCUUUGGUCACUUUGCUGGAGUUGGCAAGCUUGGAGAAGCCCCCCGAGAGUGCGUCCCUCUCGAACAGCAUGUACGUGAGCCGGCUGGACAACUCGAGGGUCAGCAUCGAGAACCACUUGCAGAAUUUUAAAAUGUCGACCGAUAGUUUGGCCAAAUUUGGCGAGAGGCUGGUCGAGGUGAUGUGCCAGGACUGCAUCGGCGGGUACGACGUGUCCCGGAUGUUGGCAUUGUCCAGCUUCAGUGUCUUGAUCACACUGUCGGGGAAUAUCAACUGGAUUGCCUACAUGUCGGGGCGCGGGUACUUGAAAGUGAUAAUCCAGUCGAUUUUGGACAGUAAUAACGACCUGGAACGGCUGCUCGAACCCGGCCAAACGUCCAUCAAGCCGUUGUAUGUCUACAUGUCGAAGGUUUUGUUUCUGGGGCGCUUGGCGGGCACGAGAGUCGGGGCCGAAUUGCUCCUCGAGCAGAAGAUUUUCUCCUGCUUUGGCAACAUGAACGUGUUCAGUUACCACCCAGAGAUUGCGAAAACGUGGCGCCCGAACGAUAUUCUUGAAAGUUUCGUGCCACCACCCGAGGAGUUGUACCUCCAGAUGUGGUUGCCAACUCUGGAAGUUUGCAACGCGAUUUUAACGACCCUCGGGACCGACAACCAAUCGGCUGUGGUCCAGAUAAUGUAUUUUAUUUUGAACCAUCUGGACGUGGUUGAGACGAUUCUCCGGUCGGGGAGUCCCUCCCUCUCCCGUCAGUUUUUAAAAGAGUUGUCUCUACUGACUUCGGUGAUUGCCCGCACUGCCAACAACAAUCUAGUGAAUAUCCUCGAAAAUCCGGACAUUGUGCACGACCAAAGGGCGCAUCUGUUUCGGAUACAGAAGCUGACGCUUGCCCUUUUGCCCAAAUUUAUCCUCACCGAUGAGGUGGUGAAAGAGCUCGUCAAUAGGCAAGGCGAGCGUUCGCACACUUUCCAGACCUCGGAGCGGUUGCUCUUUGCCAUGCAAGUGAUGGCGAACUUGUUGUCGUACUCGCGGAAUGUUGUGGCCAAUCAUGAUGUGGAGCACGGGGGAAUCGGGGUUAUUUUUCAACCGACUUUGAAAGACCCUGGUUUAAAUUCGGUUGAUUUGAAGAACGGGCUGAAUUUUAACGACCAAACGCCGUCUUUGGGCGUGGUUGUGCAGCAGUUGAUAAAUGUUGUGAACCACCACCACCAAGAAAAAUUCACUUAUGAGUUGUUGGAGAGGAAGAUUAAGGAAAUCCCGGUCAUGGAUAGCACCGAUGUUGAUGAGUUUAUCGAAGAAUCGCUGAAUCUUCAAGAUGUUAACACGAAAAGGGAGCAUGUGUACGAUUUAAUCUCGAACAGACUGGAGAAGAAGAGGAAGGAGAUGCAGUACUGUUGUUAUAUUAUCGAAAAUGCGAUUUAUUUGAUUUGGGUGCACUUGGAUUAUUACAUGCUGAAGGCGAUCCCCAAAGUUAAGAAUUUCGGUUCUUUGGCGGUAAAGUCACCAAUGACACCAGGGACUCUAGCAUCUGCUACGGAAGCGACUUGGAAAGUAUCAACAGAUGAUAUAAGUAAUCUCAAGCACGGUUUAGUGUCAAUUUUUAACGACAGCUUUACUAAACAGUUGUUGGAGACCAUACAAGACCAAUCCGACCUGGACAAAGGGUUCGUUGAAACAAUGUUGAGAAAAAUAAUCCGUUUGAUACAAUUUGUGCCAGUUAAGUAGUUGUAUUUUUUCUUUGUUUAAUAAACUAUUUUUGCUAUAAGUUUAAUAAAAAGCCUCCAAUCAA